Molecule: messenger RNA, 2271 nt
Organism: Lytechinus variegatus (green sea urchin)
Lineage: Eukaryota; Metazoa; Echinodermata; Echinoidea; Temnopleuroida; Toxopneustidae
Product: calmodulin-beta
Exons: 6
Coding region: 280-729 (149 amino acids)
Molecular function (GO): enzyme regulator activity; calcium ion binding
Source: RefSeq, a predicted model, not a curated record
GGGCUAAUGAUUUGAUUUGAGCUGCAUGCUGUGGCGAUCAACAAGCGAAAUUCCACACACAAUCCCUGCAUAAAAACACGCAUUCCAACUGCAUUCUCUUUCGAUACACUGUGGCCCCAGACACGUGAAAUACGAUUAAUUUUGUGUGUGCGGUGUGUGUGACGCGGUUUUGACCGAUCUACGGUACACAGUAUCUUUCUCCGAGCUCCUCGCCUACGAACCGGCUACACUCCUACAGGUCCUUGUUUUUGCCUCUAUCAUUAAUUUUACGGCAAUAUAAUGGCUGAUCAACUCACUGAAGAGCAAAUUGCAGAAUUCAAGGAGGCUUUCUCCCUAUUUGACAAGGACGGUGAUGGCACCAUCACUACUAAGGAGUUAGGCACAGUGAUGAGGUCACUGGGUCAAAACCCAACUGAGGCGGAGCUUCAAGAUAUGAUCAAUGAAGUUGAUGCUGAUGGAAAUGGAACGAUAGAUUUCCCAGAAUUCCUCACGAUGAUGGCAAGGAAAAUGAAGGAAACAGACAGUGAAGAGGAGAUCAGGGAGGCAUUCCGGGUAUUUGACAAGGAUGGCAAUGGCUUCAUCAGUGCUGCCGAGCUUCGCCAUGUGAUGACAAAUCUUGGUGAGAAGUUGACAGAUGAGGAAGUUGAUGAAAUGAUCAGGGAAGCAGAUAUCGAUGGUGAUGGCCAGGUCAACUAUGAAGAGUUUGUAGCCAUGAUGACUUCAAAGUGAGAACUGUUUUCAAGGUCUUUCAUUAUUCACGUGCGUGCCACCUCCUAUUUCAACGUUGCCACCUGUCAUGGACUUCUCAACUAUCCCCUUCUCCUUAUAUGGACAGACCUACAUUGUAAACCUGCCAUCUUUUCUACAAUGCAUGUAGCAUGGCUGUAUUGUCUUCUCUACACUUAAGUCAAGUUUAUAUGCUUUGAAACUGCGCAUUCCAUGCCAAGGAUAUUUCCCAGCUUUCCCUACCCGCAGCCAUCUACCUAUUAAACUUGUUACUCUUUCUCACCAUGGAAAUGUUCCAGGAUGCUGUUUAGUGCUUAUUGAGUACUCCACUCUGUCUCUUGGACCACUCUCUUAGAUGCUUUCCCUUGUGCCUUGUAGCAAUCCAUAUAAAACCCUCAAACAAUGCACGCGCACCUUGUACAAUUCAAUUGGCAGCAAUAUCAAUAUUUAGGUUUUUUUGUAAGUAUACUCUCCUGUAUAUAGAGAGCUCUAUGAUUGUGUAGAGUGAUUUGGUAAUUUCUUUUUAAUUAUUCAUGAUAUUGACUGUUCUGAAAAGUAAACUUUAACAGGGUUUGUUUUGUGUUUUAUUUCUGGUUGUUGCUCUUGCAAUUGCAAGAACCAUUUUUUCCCUGCAAUUUAUGUUUUUUCGCAAGAUUGUGUGAGUUGCCAAAGGCAGAAUUUUUUGCAUUCCGUAAUUUCAUGUUUUAUGUUUUCCAUCAUUUUUUGCAAUCUUUCAAUCUUGUUUACUGCAUAAACCUUGAAUUGGAGAAAAAAAAGAAAUAUAUAUGUUGCAAGCCUUUUGAUAGGCCUUUUGCAGAAAGUUUUUCAAGUAUGCAAAGUACAGUGAUCAUGUGGAUUGUUCAUGUAGAUAAACUUCUGUAUCAUUUGUAAGAGAAGACGUUCCCUUUGGGCUAAAUCUCUGAACGAAGUGAUUUUAUAUUAAACGUGCCAUUAUGACAUGAAAUGCAUGAGUUAUGCAAUGGAGCUGAUACACAAAAGGAAAAAGCAUGAUGAAUCCAUUUUUGAAUGACAGCAUUUGGUUUUCAUGGGGAAACAGUUGAGCUCAACUAAAAUUUGAUUUAUCUUUUUGUACUUAUUUACUUCUUGGUGUCUCCUGAUAGUGCUUAUAAUUUUUUUCAAGACUUCCUAAACAGUCUUUCCUUGAUUACAUAGCUUAUAACAUAUUACCUACAUAUGUUUACAUAUCAACCGAUAAUGUGUUUGUCAACAAACAUGCAUACAAUACAGUAGUUGUAUAUAUAUAAUAGCUGUAUGUGAUUUCUUUGAGUCAUAUAAAUUGGGCUCGGCUCAUAUUUAUAGAUAUGGAAGAUGUACUGUAUUCUACUCAUAGAUUAACUUAAGACAAUUCCUAGCAAACUAUUUAACAAAAGUUCAUUGAUAUCAUUUAUGCAUGAAUAUCAAUUAUGUCUGGAUUAAUCAGUGUUCACUGUUUCGUUACCAGUUUUCGAAUAUAACAUAAUAUUGGUAUUAUCAUACAGGUACAUGUACAAUUAGAAGCAGCUCAACAAUACUAAUCAUAUACUA